AUGAAGUCUACGUCCGACACAUAUAUUGAUUUCCCUGAGCCCGAGGACCAGCCCGAGGACCAGCCCGAGUACCAGCCCGAGUACCAGCCCGAGUACCAGCCCGAGUACCAGCCCGAGUACCAGCCCGAGUACCAGCCCGAGGACAAGUCUGAGGACCAGCCUGAGGAUUCCAAGGCUAGUGUGGAUCCAUGGCCUCCUUCCCUGCUGUUCCACAAUGGAUGCCCGCUGCUGAACCACGGAGGAAUAGCGCGCACUCUCUGGGACAUUAUUGUCAACCUGGCCACCCUCUACAUCGCCAUCAUCGUGCCCUACGAGAUCACCUUCAUGAGAGCCAACCUGGCAAACCGACCCACCCUGGUGCUGGACACCAUCAUGGAGGUCUUCUUUGUCCUGGACAUCUUGGUGAACUUCCGGACCAGCUACGAAGUGGAGGAGGUACUGGUGACCGACAGCCGCUCCAUCUGCGUGCGCUACGUGAAGUCCUGGCUCCUCAUCGACAUCAUCGCCGCGACGCCCCUGGACCUGCUCCACAUCUUCAACAUCCACGUGAGCGACAAGAUGCACCUGAUGAAGACCGUGAGGCUGGUGCGGCUGGUGCGGCUGAUCAAGAAGCUGGAAAAGUACUCGGCCAACAGCACCUUGGUCCUGUCCAUCCUGAUGUUCUCCUUCACACUGAUCGCUCACUGGGCCGCCUGUGUGUGGUACGAGAUCGGCCUGUUCGACCUCGGGACGUCGCACUGGCAAGUGGGGUGGCUGGCCCAAAUGGCGAAGAGGCUGGAGCGGCCAUACUUGGCGAACAGGACAGGGGGUCUCUCGGAGGCGGAUGCCUACACGGGGGCCAUCUACUUCACCGUGAGCAGCAUGACGACGGUGGGCUUCGGCAACAUCAGCCCCCACACCAAACCUGAGAAGUGGUUCGCCACCUGCCUCAUGUUGUCCGGAGCUCUGAUGCAUGCCCUUAUCUUUGGGAACGUGUCAGCCAUAAUCUACCGCCUCUACGCCGGUCUCUCCAACUUCCACGUUCGCAUAAAUGAGCUAAAAAAGUUCAUCACAGAGCAUGAGUUUCCGGAGGACCUCAGCAGAAGUAUGCGCUGCUACGCCAAAAACAACUGGGCGUCUCAAGGGAUCAAGCACCAUGUGCUGCUCCAGGAUUUCCCGGAGGACAUCUACAGUAAAAUCCACCUGCACCUGUUUCGCCAAAUCCUGGACCAGCCCCUGUUCAAGCGUGGCGACGCCAGAGUGAAGAAGGAGCUGGCCCUUCAUGUGAGCGUCUCCACCCAUCACCACGGCGAUGUCUUCAUCCACAAGGGCGAGGUGGUGCAGGCGCUGCAUAUGGUCAGCAGUGGAGCGCUGCAGCUGCCAAAUGGAGACUUACUAGGCCCAGGAGUGCUGUUUGGAACCUGGCAGAUGAGGAGGCGUCCGAUGUCAAGUGAGACGCUGCGAGUUGUGGGCGGCUGCAGCGUCCACUCUCUGAGUCUGGAAGCUUUGCAGAGAGUCUUAGACCUGUUCCCACAGUGGGGCAUGGAGUUCUACAGGGACCUGCAACUGGACCUGGACUUUGACAUCGGCCCCAAGACCAUGGAUAAUUUCUUCGACUGCCACACGGACUCCACCGCGUUUGCGUGA
Messenger RNA from Knipowitschia caucasica, 1626 nucleotides. NCBI's taxonomy places the organism in Eukaryota, Metazoa, Chordata, Actinopteri, Gobiiformes, Gobiidae. The record is from the annotation of a GenBank genome assembly.